CACAGAGUAAAGGAGUCUUGCAAGCAAGCAUGAACCACGAACCAGUUGGGCUGAGGCCCGGCAAGGGGCCUGCCAAAGCCAGGCGGGGUCGGGGGCUGCGGAGUCUUGGACUUGGGGACCACUUCCUCCCCACACCACAAGCAUCCAAGUGGCCCAGUGGUGAAGAGGACGUGGGAAGUCCCUGAUCUGAGGGCCACAGCCUUCGACUAUCUGCAGGCCUCAUGGCUGAGUGAGCCUCCCUUGGGCCCAGCAACCUACCACAGCAUGGUCCAGGCCUGCGAGGGGCGCUCCAGAGCACAGCUGCCAACCUUGUCUUUGGGGACAGCCAUGACCCAGCCUCCACCCACCAAAGCUCCGGCUAAGAAACACGUGCGGCUGCAGGAGAGAAGAGGCUCUAGCGUGGCCCUGAUGCUGGAUGUGCGGUCUUUGGGCACCGUCGAACCCAUCUGCUCGGUGAACACACCCCGGGAAGUCACCCUACACUUUCUGCGCACGGCUGGCCACCCCCUUACACGCUGUGGUCUACAGCACCAGCCACCCAGCCCCAAGCAGCUAGAGGAGGAAUUCUUGAAGAUCCCCUCCAACUUUGUCAACCCUGAAGACCUGGAUAUCCCUGGCCAUGCUUCCAAAGACCGAUACAAGACCAUCUUGCCAAAUCCCCAGAGCCGUGUCUGUCUUGGCCGGGCACAGAGCCAGGAGGACAGCGACUACAUCAACGCCAACUACAUCCGAGGCUAUGAUGGGAAGGAGAAGGUCUACAUUGCCACCCAGGGCCCCAUGCCCAACACUGUAGCGGACUUCUGGGAGAUGGUGUGGCAAGAAGAAGUGUCCCUCAUUGUCAUGCUCACCCAGCUCAGAGAAGGCAAGGAGAAAUGUGUACACUACUGGCCCACAGAAGAGGAAACCUAUGGGCCCUUCCAGGUCUGCAUCCAGGACGUGAAAGAACACCCAGAAUAUACUGUGAGGCGGCUUACCAUCCAGUACCAAGAGGAAUGCCGGCCAGUGAAGCACGUCCUUUUCUCAGCCUGGCCAGACCACCAGACUCCAGAGUCCGCUGGGCCCCUGCUGCGCCUGGUGGCUGAGGUGGAGAGCCCAGAGGCAGCUGCCAACUCUGGGCCUAUUGUGGUUCACUGCAGUGCAGGGAUCGGCCGGACAGGGUGCUUCAUCGCCACCCACAUCGGCUGCCAGCAGCUGAAGGCCCGAGGAGAAGUGGACAUUCUGGGCAUUGUGUGCCAACUGCGCCUAGACAGAGGAGGCAUGAUCCAGACUGCUGAGCAGUACCAGUUCCUGCACCACACUUUGGCCCUGUAUGCAGCCCAGCUGCCCACGGAGCCCAGCCCCUGACCCCCACCCCUCCACCAGCCCAGGGCCCAACCUCCCCUCAGGCCUGAGAUAGAAGUAGGCUGUGUGCUCUGGGAUAGCUCCUGCAGAACCACAGGCAAGAGAGCCUUUGGGAACGAGGGUGCUUAUAAUCCCAGGAAAUUGCUCCCAGCAAGUAACAGGGGCCAGGCCACGGGUCUUCACCUCAGACCACUCCUCUGCCUUUUCCUGUGGCCCCCAGUGGACUAUAGUGGAGCUUCCUGUGGCUCUGAACUUACAGAUAAGAGCUGGCACUUGAAAUGGAUUGAUAAAAACAAAAACAAAA
This is a messenger RNA of Acomys russatus (golden spiny mouse), 1645 nucleotides long. RefSeq names its product protein tyrosine phosphatase non-receptor type 7 (gene Ptpn7). Lineage: Eukaryota; Metazoa; Chordata; Mammalia; Rodentia; Muridae. Gene Ontology annotation, molecular function: protein tyrosine phosphatase activity. The record is from RefSeq and is a predicted model, not a curated record. Gene Ontology annotation, biological process: protein dephosphorylation. Bases 265 to 1344 code for a protein of 359 amino acids. The transcript is spliced from 10 exons.